Molecule: messenger RNA, 2233 nt
Organism: Salvia miltiorrhiza (redroot sage)
Lineage: Eukaryota; Viridiplantae; Streptophyta; Magnoliopsida; Lamiales; Lamiaceae
Product: pyruvate kinase 1, cytosolic
Exons: 16
Coding region: 346-1929 (527 amino acids)
Biological process (GO): glycolytic process
Cellular component (GO): cytoplasm
Molecular function (GO): magnesium ion binding; potassium ion binding; pyruvate kinase activity
Source: RefSeq, a predicted model, not a curated record
GACUUAGUUGCGUAAAUUCACACUUUCUUACACUAACAAACGAAUCACCAUUAAUAUAGUAAUAGUGGUACGUAGUGGAAUCUAGGUUGUACCAAUGCAAAAAACCGGGGAUGCGCCGAACCGGAGAGAAGAAACAUCAGAGAAAUCAGGUUUCUUUGGGAAAAAGUAAUCUAACAAGCAAACGAAACCCACCACUGCGCUGCACUAUUUACUCUCUCUCUCUCUGCCUUUUUUGCCAUUCAAAGUUGUGCGAACUACAAGCAGAAUAUAGAAUAAACACCAAAUAAAUUCUAUUAUUUUCCUGCUCGAAUUCCUGCUCUUCGCACGAAAUCGAAGACAAGCAAGAUGCAUUCAAAUCAUUUGCUGCUCGAGGAGCCAAUCCGGAUGGCCACCAUCCUCGAGCCAUCCAAAGCGAGUUUCUUCCCUGCUAUGACGAAGAUCGUCGGGACUCUCGGCCCGCGCUCUCGAUCCGUCGAAGUUAUUUCCUCUUGCCUUAAGACUGGAAUGUCUGUUGCAAGAUUUGAUUUUUCAUGGGGCGACGCGGACUCUCACCAGGCGACUUUGGAGAAUUUGAAGACUGCUAUUAAGAGCACUAAGAAGCUGUGUGCUGUUAUGUUAGAUACCGUGGGUGCUGAAAUGCAAGUUGUUAAUAAACGUGAGACAUCUAUAACCCUUAAAGCCGAAGACAAGGUUAUUUUGACUCCUGAUCAAGGUCAAGAAGCCACAUCUGAAGUUUUGCCGAUCAACUUUCCUGGGUUGGCCAAGGCUAUGAAGAAAGGAGACACCAUUUUUGUUGGUCAGUACCUAUUCACCGGAAGUGAGACUACUUCUGUUUGGCUUGAGGUUGAUGAAGUAAAGGGUGAUGAUGUGGUUUGUGUUAUCAAGAACUCUGCGACCUUGGCAGGAUCACUAUUUACAUUGCAUGCUUCACAAAUUCGAAUUGAUCUGCCUACGCUAUCUGAAAAGGACAAGGAGGUUAUCAGUACUUGGGGUGUUAAGAAUAAAAUAGAUUUUCUUUCGUUAUCAUACACACGCCACGCAGAGGAUGUCCGUGAGGCCCGCGAUUUUCUGUCAAAGCUUGGUGAUCUGAGUCAAACUCAAAUAUUUGCUAAAAUUGAAAAUGUAGAGGGUUUAACCCAUUUUGACGAGAUCCUACAGGAGGCAGAUGGCAUCAUCCUCUCUCGUGGAAAUCUUGGCAUAGAUCUCCCACCUGAGAAGGUGUUCUUGUUUCAAAAGUCUGCUGUUUACAAAUGUAACAUGGCUGGAAAGCCAGCAGUUGUAACUCGUGUUGUUGAUAGCAUGACUGACAAUUUGAGGCCCACUCGUGCUGAGGCAACUGAUGUUGCUAAUGCUGUUUUGGAUGGAUGUGAUGCAAUUCUUCUUGGUGCUGAGACCUUACGUGGAUUGUACCCUGUGGAAACUAUUUCCACCGUUGGGAAAAUCUGUGCUGAGGCAGAGAAGGUCUUCAAUCAAGAUCAAUACUUCAAGAGGACUGUAAAGUUUGUUGGUGAACCCAUGACACACUUGGAAUCUAUUGCUUCCUCUGCGGUCCGUGCGGCCCUUAAAGUGAAGGCGUCUGUCAUCAUAUGCUUUACAUCAUCUGGAAGAGCUGCAAGAUUGAUAGCAAAGUACAGGCCAACAAUGCCUGUGUUAUCUGUUGUCAUUCCUAGGCUGAAGACAAAUCAACUGAAAUGGAGUUUCAGUGGUGCAUUUGAGGCAAGGCAAUCGCUUAUAGUACGUGGUCUUUUCCCCUUGCUCGCUGAUCCUCGGCAUCCAGCUGAGUCCACAAACGCGACAAACGAGUCGGUUCUGAAGGUUGCACUUGACCAUGGAAAAGCCUCUGGAGUUAUCAAGUCCCACGAUCGGGUAGUUGUGUGCCAGAAAGUCGGAGAUGCUUCUGUGGUGAAGAUCAUCGAACUCGAAGAUUAAACUGACUUUUCGCUCUUUGUUUUUGGUGGAAAGUUUGAGGGACACGAAACUAGUAAAAGGGCAUCACCAUGAAUUUUGAUGUUGGUUUUGGAUGGCUGUGUAGAUGAAAUUACAUAUUGGCACCCUUUUUGGCAAGAAUAGUGGGUGUACUAUUUACCGUGAUGGUAAUUCUUGAAAAAUGCCUAUUAUUACUGCUACCAAACCGUGAGAGCUUGGUGUUUGUUUUCAUCUCUCAUAAGGAAAUAAUUGUCUUGAGCGCCACUCAAUGGGAAAUUCGUUGAAUUCGAAUUUCGUUUGCCUUUAA